UAUAAAGACCACCGGUUUUCUGUGCUUUACCUUGUAGUUGGGAACGGUUUUUCUGGUUUACAGUACUUUCUGCACCACUAUCACCAUGCACGCUUUAUCGGUUAUCGUUGCCCUUUUCGGCCUGUCCUUCGCUGCUGCCUUCCCCUUCUUCGGUGGUGGCGGCAGUUCCAAGCCGGCUCAAGUUGGCGCUUGCCAAUGGAAGCCAAAAGACAUCGGUAUCAUUGGUCAGGCUGUGAACGGCGUGGGUAGCCUUGUUGGUGGUGCGAUCGGCUCUGUCUGGGGUUUUGUGGCACCGACCUCGGCCAACCAGGGCGCCAUUGCCGCUGCCAGCGGAGAUGAGAGCCAGGAUCAGAGCAACCCCAAUAACCCAGCCAGUGGUAUCUCCAACUUGGGCGGCCGUGGUAUCGGUGGCCUCUGGGGCGCUGUGGUGCCCAAUUCCGUCCGCUGUGGAAGUAUCGCCGGCGCUAAGGCCACAGGAAACGUCGGUACCUCGAAAAAGGACCCCGCUUGCGAUAACUAUCACUGGGUGGACGACAACGGAGCCGCAUGCACUCCAAGCAAAUCUGACCAGGAAACCAGCGGUGCUGGCGGAGUGACUACCAGCGGUGGCCAGCAGCUCUUGACGCCAACCAUCACCCAGACCGGUAGCUCCUUCUCCAUCACCGGCACCCUCAUCAUCACCUAUAGCUCGGACAGCCAGCGUGAUGCUGCUCUGCAGAAACUGCUGCAGAUCUGGACCAGUGUUCUCAAAAGCUACAAAAUCCAGAAGGCCACCAUCAAGGUGAAGACUGUCCACCGAACGGACUUCAGUGAGCCAGCCUCCGUAUCAUACACCGUAACCGGUACGGUUACCGGCAAGAUCAACGUCGAUUCGGCACAACAGGCUUUCUUGACCCAAGCCAAAUCUCAGAAAUUUUAAACUAUGUUACUGCAGUUUUGAUGCUGGUACCUGACUGUUUGAAGAAAAAAACAUAAUCUGUAAAUCAGUUUAUGAUUGCUAAUCAAAAUUUGAAUGCCGGUGGUGGGCGCUGGCUUGAGAAAGACAAUAUUUGAUUUGUCGUCUCGUGUUACGAAAUCGGAAAUAAAGAAAUUGUGCGCAUUGUAA
Messenger RNA from Paramacrobiotus metropolitanus, 1105 nucleotides. RefSeq lists its product as uncharacterized. The coding region runs from base 86 to 919 and encodes 277 amino acids. NCBI's taxonomy places the organism in Eukaryota, Metazoa, Tardigrada, Eutardigrada, Parachela, Macrobiotidae. The record is from RefSeq and is a predicted model, not a curated record. The transcript is spliced from 6 exons.